Molecule: messenger RNA, 7649 nt
Organism: Paramormyrops kingsleyae
Lineage: Eukaryota; Metazoa; Chordata; Actinopteri; Osteoglossiformes; Mormyridae
Product: immunoglobulin superfamily member 3-like
Cellular component (GO): membrane
Source: RefSeq, a predicted model, not a curated record
UCGUCAUCAACAUGAAGCAGCGGGAUCCCGACUAAUAAAUUCUGCAAGACAGCGGUGAUCUGAGCCCUGAAACACGCUUAACUGGUUUGUUUCAGGACGCAUAUGUUCUAAUUGGAGUGUGCCUGAAAUUUUGCAAAAAGACAAAACCUCGCAUACCGCGUGAAUUACAAGAUGUUUCAGCCUGUGUGCAUGCCCGACAAAGUGAAUACCCCAUUUGUAAAAUUGAAGUAUUUCAAGAUGAAGAUGAGUUGCAGCCUGCAGUGGCACAAACUUCGAAAUUCAGUCCUGCUGGUGGUACAACCCAAGCAACUGUGCUGCACGACUGGGAUACGUAAUGGAAGUGCAUCCAGCACCUAGGCGCCCCUUUAGGGCAGCAAAUCUGAUAUAAAAGCGGACUUUAAAAUGCAGAAAUGUUGGGAAAUAUCGCAAUCUGAUCGUAGCAUUUCCAUAUUGCGAUAUUUCUAUUGUGGUGUUUUUCGGAACUGCGUGCGUAUGGAGGCGGCUGCUUGCGAAGUGAGGAUCAAGACGAAAUAUUUUUGUUAAAUACUGAAAAAAUACUAAUAAGGCGACGCUGCAGCUGUUUUAUUUAAAAGUGACGGAAAGAUCAGUCGGAGGCUGCGAAGGGUUUGCUGUCAAAAACCGACAGCGCAUUUUUUACAAUAUAUAUUUCGUGAUAAACAGCAUUUCGUAGAAAGGAAACUGAACACCCACACUUGAACUGGUGUUUUCACGAAAUCGCCGAACUAACAGAAGUAACUAAGCAAUAGGAUACCUUGGGCAAGAGAGGAGAGUGAUCUGACGGGGUUUCGGCCGAGGACAAAAGAUCGAUUGGAACCAUGAGGAUCCCGGCGUUCCUAAUUGCCAGCGUUUUACUUGGUUCUGCCUCAGGCAAACGGGUGGUGACCGUGCAGAGUGGCCCACUGGUGCGUACCGAGGGCUCCCAUGUCACCAUCUGGUGCAAUGUGACGGGCCACAAGGAGGGCGUGGAGCAGGACUUUGAGUGGUCCAUGUACCUGCCCUCGGCCCCUGAACGGGAGAUCCGCAUCGUCAGCACCAGCCAGUCCAACUACGCCUACGCCGUCUACGCCCAGCGCGUCAACAACAAGGAGAUCUACGUGGAGCGCCUGGGCAAGGAUGCCGCCCUGCUGCAUAUCACCAAGCUGGAGACCCGAGAUCAGGGCCAGUUCGAGUGCUACACCCCCAACACCGAUGGCGAGUACCUGGGCUCCUACAGCGCCAAGACCAACCUCACCGUGAUUCCCGACACCCUGAGCGUGACAUCGGUUGCCCAGAGCCUGAACAAGGUGGAGGGCGACACCCUUCAACUGACCUGUGAGGUCACGCGCCAGACAUCCCAGCACAGCCACCUGUCCGUGGGCUGGUUCCUGCGCUCGCCGGAGCGCGACUCACCCCCACAGGACCUGGUCACGCUCUCGCGGGACUUCGUGCUCCGCGCUGGCAACCCCUACAAACAGCGCUUCGCCUUUGGGGACCUGCGGCUGGACAAGACCAGCAGCGCCUCCUACAGGCUCAGCAUCUACCGGCUGCAGCCGGCCGACCAGGGGCUGCUUUACUGCGAGGCGGCGGAGUGGAUCCAAGAUCCAGACCAGUCCUGGUAUGCCAUGACCCGGAAGCAGUCAGAGAAGACCAUGGUGAAGGUGCAGCCCACAGACAGGGAUUUCGGCAUCCAGGUGAGCACGGAGCGCCGCUCCUACACCACGGGGGAGCCCUUGGAGCUGCGAUGCGCCAUCGACGCGCAGAAUGUUCCGGACCGCUACUUCUCCGUGUCGUGGGUGUUCAGCAGCUCGCCGGUGGCGGUCGUGGGUCCCAAUGCCGUGCCCGUUCUAGGCGCCGAUUACGUGGCACGCGAAGCCGCCGGCCAGAUCACCGUGCGCAAGGAGAGCGCCGCCAUCUACCUGCUGAGGCUGCAGCGCCUACGUGUGGAGGACUCCGGCAAGUACAUCUGCCGGGUCACCGAGAGGGAGAAGACCCCCACAGGCGACUUCAUCGACCGCACCAAGAGGUCCCGCAAUGUGCAGAUCACUGUCCAGGCGCUACGAAGCAACAUGACCGUUUUCUUGGUCGGUAAUUCCACGGAGGUCUUGGAGGGGGAGCCAGUGCAGUUGACGUGCUCUGUGAGGGCUCUGACAGACAAGACCGGCAGCGUGUCGGUCACCUGGCAGUGGAUGGGCAGGAAGGGCACCGCCGUGACCCAGGACGUGGUGACCAUCGACCGCGAGGGGACCGUGAGGUUGGGCCCUGCCUACCGCGAGCGCAGCACCUAUGGAGAGAUCCGCGCGGAGCGGGUGCGCGCCGACACUUUCACCCUGCAGCUGUAUAACUCCGUACCCGGCGACGAGGGCCAGUACAAGUGCGUGGCCAUGGAGUGGAUCCAGGCCUCAGAUCUUACCUGGGAGAAGAUCGGGGAGAGAUCAGCUUCCAAGCCCAUCACCAUCAAAACUGUUGAAUCUUCGUUUUUUGUGUCAGCGUCUUCGCGGACACCCAGCGUGACAUACGGCGACUCGUUCGACCUGCAGUGCAUCGUAAAGCCACGUUACAAUCCCCAUGUCCCCGUGACGGUCACCUGGCGUUUUCAGCCCCCCGAAGGCGAGUUACGCGACCUGGUGACCUUUGCACGUGAUGGGACGCUGCGCUGGGGCGAGGAACAGAUCGGCCUGGGCACUCGCGCCAGCACCGAGAGGUCGCCGUCCAACAGCAACUUUAGACUGAGCGUGACCGGAGCUGGCCAGCGGGAGUCUGGAACCUUCCAAUGCUCCGCCGAGCUGUGGAGGAAAAACUACGACAACACCUGGACCAAGAUAGCCAACCGCACGUCAAACCUGCUGGGCAUCAAUGUCUUCAAGCCAGUCAGCAAGCUGCGACUGCACCACUCCAACCAGAGCCUGUCGUUUGUGGAGGAUAGCCGAGUGCGGAUCAACUGUUCCAUCGCGUCUCAGACGGUCCCUGAGGCCCAGCAUGCAGUGCUCUGGUACGUCCACAAGGGCGGCGAGCCGGAGGCAGGGGCAGAGCUGCUCUUGAAGGUGCGACGUGAUGCUGCCGUGGAGUACGGCGCCUAUGCUGACGAGGAGCGGCUGGAGCGGCGGGCGCAGCCGGAGCGCCUCUCCCCGCAGCUGUACGCGCUGACACUGCACCGCGCCGAGACCAGUGACAGCGGCACCUACUUCUGCCAGGUGGAGGAAUGGCUGCAAGACCCUGGAGGCGCCUGGUACCGCCUGGCCCUGGAGGCCUCGGGCUUCACCCGCGUGGCGGUCCACCGGCCAGAGGUGCGUCUGCAGGUGGAGGAGGCGGAGUUUAACGUCACAGUGACGGAGGCGGAGUCCAUACGGCUAGGCUGCAGCGUCUCGUCACAGUCGACAAGAGACUCGCGCUUCUCUGUGUCCUGGUACGUGGCGCGUGCUGGGGAGGGCGCCGGCGAGCAGCAGUGCAUCUUCUCCAUCGGCCACGAUGCUGUCUUUGGGAACGGAAACUGCAGCCCCGCCGAAGACCCUGGGCCCAACUCCCGGCUGCAGUUCCAGAGGAUGACCUCUGACCUCUACAGCCUGACCAUCCAGGGGGCGCGGCCCAGCGACUCUGGUAGCUACUACUGCCGUGUGGAGGAGUGGUUUCUAAACCCACGUAAUGUGUGGUACCGCCUCACCACCAACGACUCGGGAGUCACUGUGGUCACGGUCCUGGAACAAGCAUCCACGCUCCAGUCUGUCAUCUGCUCCAACGACUCUCUCUUCUAUUUCGUCUUCUUCUACCCCUUCCCCAUCUUCGGCAUCCUCCUCAUGACGGUGCUGCUGGUUCGUUACAAGGCCCGGAACCUGGGAAAAAGCCAGGAGGGCAAGAACGGGGUCCCGCUCCUCUGGAUCAAAGAGCCUCACAUCAACUACUCCCCAACCUGCCUGGACCCUCCAGCGCUCAGCCUCCACCCAGGCUCAGUAGAGUAAGAUGCUGGGGGGGGGGGGGGGGAUAUAGGUCACACCUGUCCUGCCACCCCAAUCUCCCCCACCCGAAACCCUUCCACAAGGAGGAAGAAACCAACAGGAAAGUGUUCCUUUAAGAGCCUGGGGUGUCUUCAACGUGUCGGGGCUUCCAGAUAGCCUGCACAUCUCAGCCACUGCCGGGGGCAGGACCUCUGGACUGUUUUGCAAAGGAUUACGACUUUCCCCCCCCCCUCAGAUAUAUUUAUUUUGUUUCAUCAUCGUUUGAAGUUUGUCGGCCUGGCUUUGAUAUUAGCCAGGCGGCCCUGUGACCGAAUGAACGAAAGUCACCUGAUGCCAGUCGCGCUCUCGCUUUCCGUCUCCGUGAUCCGCUGUUGCUCCCAGAGCAUCAGGUCCUCCUCUUUGGAUUGCUUGCCUCGUGUUUUAAUCUUUAUUUCCUUGUGCUCUUUCUGUUUGUCGCCGCUGAGAUAAACACCUUGCUGAUGGUUUGUUUACUCUUGCUUGGCUUUGAGAGACUAGGUGAAGCUGAUGUUUUUGGACUAUAAAUAAGUGGCAUCACACACACACACUCACACACAGAAAACAUUCAUGAUGUAUAGAGAUGACUUCUUUGUAAACACAUUGAGGGGACCAAUGAAGGAGUGCGUACUAUUUUACGUGUCUUCACAUUGAUGUGGAGAGACCUCAGUCCUCGGAAGGUAACAAGAUGCCACCUGAAAGACAGUUUAGUGUGUGUCUUCAGCAGCAGCAGGCCCGGCUCGUUGGAUUCCAACAUCGACUUGGCCAAAAGACGGUGGUCUAUGAGGACGCAUAUGCCCCCAGACUGCAGCUGUGCUGUUUCAGAAGCAGCAAUGACCUGGGAACUGCUGCAUCUGCUGCAUUCAUCUUGGACACGACGAGAAGUGUUGACUGAUGCUGGAGCUUUACUCACUGCCAAAUGUAGGGACAUCGAAGAUUGACGAUUAAUAAGAGGAAAAGUAAUGAAUGAUUUUGUAGUCAUGCCUCCCAUUUGGGGGCAGCCGGGGGGAGAGGGGGGUGGUUGUUAAAAUGGUGGGGCAGCUUUCAAAGACCUGAGAGAACCUGAUAAUUGAGAAAAACAAAAUGUGGGUAAUAUUCACAGGCUGGAUCGGUAAGUGGGCAGGGAAUGAACACUUCACAUCCCUCUUAUCCCGACGCUGUCAUUUUCUCAUCCCCGGAAUAGCGGCAGAUUGUUUAAAUCACAUUAACAGCACUGAGGGACGGUGUCAGACACGCCGACGAAUUUUACUGCAUCCUUUCUCUCUCUCUCGCUCUCUCUCUCACCCACACACACACACACACACCCCACACAUGCAAACACUUAAUAAGAGUAUCAUCUCUAAGCAUUCAUGGAGUGUUUCUAAAGACCAAUACGGAUGUUUCAGCACCAAUAUUAUGUAUUUUUACCUUUUGGGAGGUCUGAGAGACUUCAAACAUACUUUACACCCUCACAUGCAUGUAGAGGAAAGAGCUGUAAAAUGGUAGAUUGUGCUGUUAUUUGUAUUUUUGAGUUUUGUGUUUCUUUAUGGUGCUGGUUGUUUCUUUGUUGUUUUUUUGUACAGCAUUGUAUUUUGCAACCAUUAACUAGCCAGAAUGUCAGCCAUUUAGUAUUAAUGCCAAGGAUGUGGUAGAUCAGUGUUUCUCGAGGCCCACCAGACGGCCCACAUUUUUGCUCCCUCUCAGCUCCUAUUGGCUUUAAGGGUAGCAAAAGCAUGAACUGUCUGGGGGUCCCCAAGGACUGGGUUGAGAAACACUGCGGUAGAUGAACAGAGCAACUGAAGACUGCCCUGGUUAAGUUUGUCUGUUGAGCUACAUAGAGGUGAAUGGGACAAUAAGAACACUAUAGAGAGACAGUAACUUGAACAGAACUGUUGCCUGGUGUUAAGGUCCCACCACUGAUAGAAAGAAUAGAUCUGAGUGCUGAAAACUUUAGGAGCAGACAGCGUAAGCGCACAUGACACUAAGUUCUAGUCAUGUGCAGUGCCAGUAAAGACCAACAACCUGUUCAUGCAGCACUGCUUCAUCAGUCUGGUCUCACAUUCAGCCAACUUCAGUCAUCAAAGCUCACGGCCCUUCAUCUUUUUUGCCCCACUGACACCUCAGAGACCAGCCACACAAAGACUUGCAUCAACCAAGCUACUGACAGCCGGAGUAAGGCAAACCCCAGCAUACCCUGUGGUGCUCAAGGACCAGGGCUGGCCUCGCCUGCCUGAAAAAAAAUAUUGCCCAUAUGUUUUUUUUUUUAACCAAAGCUGGUUAAAAAAGUAUGAUAAUUGAUAAAAUGUGGCAGUUUUCUUUGGCACAAGAUUGGGUUGAUGGGCAUGGUUUAAUUUCACAAUGGGAGCAGGCAGUGUGCGUGAGACUUCCCGUGGACAAAGUAUGGGCAGAUGGCCCAGCGCACAGAGACAAAAAUCAGCCUCAGAAGUUUCGAUGGAGGGCUGCAAGCUUGUGAUCUUCACUCCUCUUACUCGUGUCAAAGUCUGAAUUGCAUGACAAGUGGAGGGGGGGGACGGGCAUAUUUAGACGGCAUUCUGUAAUUUCACAUGCAGACAGAUGCCUUUUGUAACAUCAAUGCCAACCUUUCUACUGCUGGAUCCUGCUCUGCGAUGCAGACGGAGAUAUUAGAGAUACUGAGCUUGUAGGUGAAAAUUAGAACGACGCAUCAAACAAAGUGCCAGUAGACGAUCUGCUGUAAAUGUGGUAGUUCUAGAUAAUCCAAAUGGACAGUAGCACUUUGAAACAGCUGUAUUUAUAUGUUUGUUCUCCAACAAAAAAGGAUGUUGAGGUUCUUAGGUGAUCUCUGUGGAUGUACCAACUAAUGACUGACGGGUGUCUGAGCCUGGAUCACAAGAAGCACAUCAGUUGUUUUUUUUAAGAAACCUCCCCCUUGGCCUCUUCUGAAAAUCCCAUGGCCCACCCUACUGGCCCACUGAGAAGUGACUGAAACUAUCAAUGAUUGUCUGUCUUUUUAGAUUUCAUUUAAGAUUUAAAGACCUCAUCAAACACCAUAUGGUCUGGAAAGCAUGCCCUCCUACCAUGGAUGCCCAAGUUGGGUGAAAUUAAUUUCUAAUUUGUUUUUUUUUUCCAGUUCUCCUGUAAACAGGGUCACUAUCGUUCUCGCACAAUAAUUCAAUGUACUGUGAAGUCAUGCAGAUCCUGCAAGUCUGAAAAACCUUUUAAUUGCAUCUCUGGGGAUUUGUGCCCAUUAACCAUGUUGUUAUGAAAGGCUACACGUCCGAAAGAAGACUGAGAGAGUGGCAUUGAUUUUUUUUUUACUCUUAUGAAACAGCUGUCAAAAUGUAAAAAAAAAAUGGUAAAACAAUAGCUCAGAUUGUGUUUUUGUAACUUUGAUGUAAGCUGGCUCUAACAUUCUCACGUUGAUGCAGAUACAUUUUAAGAGCGUUCUGUGUUGGUUGCUGGCUGAUGAAUCGCUGUAAAACGUUGUGCUCAUGUAUUCGGUUCAGCCAGCGCUGCUACUUUUAGGUGUGUGAGUGUUUCGUUUUCUACAUAUAUUUUUUAAAUUUCUCACGUUACAGUGCACUGAAUUUAAAAGGAAGGUUAUAGCUUUUACGGUUUUAUUUUUUAUUUUUAUUUUUUUGGUUUGUUGUGACAAAUUUUGUUUUAUUGAACUGUAGCAGUUGCUUUGAAAGGCAAAGAAAUAAAUGCACAUUCCCAGUCUUUGAA